This is a messenger RNA of Fusarium vanettenii 77-13-4, 1011 nucleotides long. RefSeq lists its product as uncharacterized. The record is from RefSeq and is a predicted model, not a curated record. The transcript is spliced from 2 exons. The coding region runs from base 1 to 1011 and encodes 336 amino acids. Lineage: Eukaryota; Fungi; Ascomycota; Sordariomycetes; Hypocreales; Nectriaceae.
AUGGCAGCCCCCUAUGCAAAUGACCAUGUCAACCCCAAUGGGCCUAACGAUGCCCGUCCAACAGCUCUCAAGAUCAUCCGAGACGGGGGUCUCGAUGGGAAACUUACUGGAAAAGUCUUCUUAAUCACAGGUUGCACUUCGGGUGUUGGCGUCGAGAUUGCUAGAGCGAUUCACACCACAGGCGCUGAUGUCUACAUCACCGGUAGGCAAGCCGACAAAGGGAAGGAGGUUGUCAAUAGGAUCUUAGCAGAUGAAAAGCCAGGGAAGGUUGUUUACUUGGAAAUGUCUCUUGACUCGAUUGCAAGUGUCAAGAAGGCGGCGGCCAACUUCUUAGAGCUCUCCAAGACUCUCAACGUCCUUAUCUGCAACGCCGGUAUUGCCCUUGCACCCCAAGGCACCACAAAGGAUGGUCAUGAGACGCACUUUGGAGUCAACUAUGUCGCCCACUUUGCGCUGUUCCAUGAACUGCGCGACACCCUUCUGGCAUCGGCAACUCCUGAGUUCUCAUCACGAGUAGUGACCACCUCAUCCAUGGUUCAUGCAAUGAGUACCUUUUUGUUUGACGACUUCAACUUUGAACGAACCCCCUAUGAGCCUUAUGCAGUUUAUGGCUCUUCCAAGACGGCCACUCUCUGGAUGGCGAAUGAGAUUGAAAGGCGCUACGGCUCCAAGGGCCUCCAUGCGACGUCAGUGCAUCCCGGAGCAGUCCUAACGGAGAAGAUCAGCGCGCAAAUGGGAGGAUCUGAGGGAACGAUGCAGAAUCCUGCCAUUGGCCUAUAUAUGAAGAGCAUAGCACAAGGUGCUGCAACCACAGUUUGGGCGGCUGUUGGCAAGGAGUGGGAAAACAGAGGGGGGCGUUACCUCGCAGAUGUUUCCGAAGACGGUCCGCUGAGAGGAUCCGAGACUGAUUUCAUCAGACUCGGCUAUGCACCUCAUGCCUAUGACAAGGACGGAGAGAAGCGGCUAUGGGAGCUAGGUCUUAAGCUCAUUGGGGCACAAGACGGGGCCUGA